CAGUGACUUCCCAUCUCUUGCACACCUUCACUCUCCUCUCCUUCCUCCUCUCUCCACGACCGAGGUGUGUCCCUCCGCGGUGAAAGAUGCUGUCCUGUACGGAGAUGAUCACCAUGUGCCUGCAGUCCGCCAAACACAAGCACCUCCGGGCUCAGCAGCAGCAGCAGCAGCAGCAGCACAGCGACGGACAGGGACUGACCAUCUUUCAUGAUAUUUUCCGCCGAGCAGACAAAAACGAUGAUGGUAAACUGUCAUUUGAUGAGUUCAAUACUUACUUUGCUGACGGGAUCCUGACCACUGAAGAGCUGCAGGAGCUUUUCUUCUCCAUCGAUGGCCGACAAAACAAUAAUCUGGACACUGACAAGCUAUCAGAUUAUUUCUCUCAGCACCUGGGGGAGUAUCUCAACGUCCUCUCGGCUCUGGAGACUCUGAAUGUUGCCAUUUUAAAGGCGAUGGAUAAAACCAAAGAGGAGUACCAGGGCUCCAGUGUGUUGGGUCAGUUCGUCACCAGGUUCAUGCUCAGAGAGACGUCCAGUCAGCUGCUGUCUCUACAGAGGUCACUGCAGUGUGCUAUGGAGGCUGUGGAGGAACAGAGCAGCCCUGCACCAAGAGAGGUAAAGGCACCAGACCUGACAGCAGUGCAGAGGAAUGGCAGGCGAUGUGGUCGGAGGGUCCAUAAUAAUCUGUGCAUGUCCCCAUCAGAUCCCUGCUCUGGCAUCUUGACCACAGGUGUGAACAUGGAAGAUGGAGAGAACUGGUGCUCUCAAGUCAACAGGCUGCAGCAGCUUCUGGACAAACUGGACUGUCAGAGUCCCAAGUUGGAGCCACUGAAAGAGGACACGCUGGCCAGCACAUACAAGUCUAACAUCCUUCUGGUUCACAGGCAAAUGUCUGUGACUGACGGAGAUCAGGACAACUUCCAGAAAGUUGUGAAAAGCUACAUGGAUGCAACCUCAGCUCACUCUGACAACCUGCAUGUGUCCGUUCAGAAGCUCCCGGGAAAGACAUGUUACAUAAUGUAUGAGUUCUGGCAAGACCGCAUCUCCUGGAUGAGCUACCUGCAGUCCAACAGCAGUAAGGAUUUCCAGCGCUGCAUCAUCGACAUGAUAGAGGACGCUGAAGUUGUGUCCACUAUGUUGCUCCCAGUCUUCAGCAAGAACUCAGCGGCGCAGCUGGACGUCUGCUUUUCUCUGGGCGAUGACAAGCCAGCUGCAGUUGGACUCGGCAUGGCGGCCCAGACAGAUGAGUGGGGAAUGGAGUGA
Paralichthys olivaceus (Japanese flounder) is the source of this 1262-nucleotide messenger RNA. The record is from RefSeq and is a predicted model, not a curated record. NCBI's taxonomy places the organism in Eukaryota, Metazoa, Chordata, Actinopteri, Pleuronectiformes, Paralichthyidae.